Ochlerotatus camptorhynchus is the source of this 752-nucleotide messenger RNA. RefSeq names its product large ribosomal subunit protein bL17m-like. The transcript has a single exon. Gene Ontology annotation, molecular function: structural constituent of ribosome. Gene Ontology annotation, biological process: translation. Bases 130 to 708 code for a protein of 192 amino acids. The record is from RefSeq and is a predicted model, not a curated record. NCBI's taxonomy places the organism in Eukaryota, Metazoa, Arthropoda, Insecta, Diptera, Culicidae. Gene Ontology annotation, cellular component: mitochondrial large ribosomal subunit; ribosome.
CUCAGUCUUGGGAAAAAUGUGUUUUGAUUGAAUAAUCACCGGUUUCCAGUGCGGAAAUUGUUCCUACAGAAGUUUAAUAAUCGACAUAUAAAGUGAAAUUAUCGUAAUAAAGUGCUAACACACCCAAACAUGAACCAAGCCGAAGUGGCCAAGCUGAUGUCACAGCUGAAGGUUGCGGUCCGGCCCCGUCAUCGCAACUUGAAAAACAUCGACGGACCGGAAGGGCGGCUCGACAAGCUUCGCAAAACCGUGACGGCGCUGAUCAAACACGAACGGAUCGAGCUGAACUACCAGCGAGCGGAUGAAGCGCGGGGCUACGCCGAGCGGCUGAUCUCCGAUGCCAUCCGGUACGGGGAUUGCCACAAGCCGACGAUGGAAAUGGCCGACUAUUGGCUGACGGAGAAGCAGCUGGUGCACAAGCUAUUCAAGGUGCUGGCGCCCAGGUUCGAAGAGUACAAGGUGUCCGCCACGCGGAUGUACAAGGCACCGAAAGAAUAUCCCGGCUGGUAUCGGAAGCGGGCGGUACUGGAGCUGCGGGGGAAUCCGUAUCCUUCGCUGGUGCAGAAUUUGUACCAGAAUCGGAAUUUACUGCACAAUGUUUUGCUGGACGAGGCGCGGAAGGAUUUCCGCAAGGAAAAGUACGCGGAAAUUGCGGCGCAGAUUGGCGAGCAAGCGAAGGACACCGCGGAGAGUGAAUCGAAGAAAUGAGUGAAGUAGAUGUAGAGUUUUAAAAUAAAUAGCGUUAUACUUUG